AUUCUCCAUUAGAUAUAUAUAAUAAUGUGGCAAAAUGUCCGAUCUUGAUACCUACUUGUUGGAACGUAAAGGAUUGUUCUACAGGUCUAAAUGUUGAUGAUAAUCUACGUUCGGUUAGAUACAAUGGAAACCGUCCGAUUGCAGCAGUUAGAGCAAAUCAUUGUAUUUCGAAAAAAACUGGAAUUUUUUAUUUUGAAAUUGACAUUUUAGAGGGUGGAAAUAACAAUACAGUAUCGGUUGGUGUUUCAGAUGCAUACCCUAGUCUUAACAGGCUAGCAG
Messenger RNA from Racocetra persica, 279 nucleotides. Lineage: Eukaryota; Fungi; Glomeromycota; Glomeromycetes; Diversisporales; Gigasporaceae. The record is from the annotation of a GenBank genome assembly.